Molecule: messenger RNA, 356 nt
Organism: Racocetra persica
Lineage: Eukaryota; Fungi; Glomeromycota; Glomeromycetes; Diversisporales; Gigasporaceae
Source: the annotation of a GenBank genome assembly
GUUUACAUCCAAAUGUAAAACCAAUUCUUCCAAAAGGUUCAACAAUUUACCAUGUUAGUAAAGAAUUUGGAACGGCUACGAUGGAUGGAUUAGGACAUAAUGUUAGCGAAAAUCUUGAUACCCUCAGCGUUAAUCCACCACAAUUACGAAAAAUUUGGGUUUAUCUAUUUGGACCCGCCACAAAUCAUCCACCUUUUGAUCUGGCUUUUCAAUAUUCGGAAACACCACUUUUUGCCAGACUUGAUAAUAGAGUAGUAGACGUUGUGCAUCUUCAUGGAGCAACGAAUGCAUUUGUGAUAGAUUUUCUCAAAGAAUUAUAUAAUGAAGAUCAGUAUAGCAAACCAUCACCUCCAAUC